AUGUUUGGCUAUCGGCGAUUUAAGGUGUUGGGUACGUGGCUUCUCCAGAGUCACUAUCUGAUCAUUAUUGGGGCCGUCUACAUUGGAACAAUCGUGUGGUGUUUGAGUAUGUGGCCAUACUACCGCACCUCAUAUGCAUUUGGUUCUCCUCCCCUGGCCUUGCGUAGUGGGAUGAUGUCAGCGGCCAUGUACCCCUUCAUGUUUGCCAUGGCUCUCAAGUUCAACCCCAUCUCCCUGCUUACGGGCAUCUCUCAUGCCCAUUUGCAAACAUUUCACCAGGCUACAUGCAUCCUGGCCUUAAUUUUCGCGAUUAUUCACACGGCCGCGUUCGUAAAUUCACCUCUACGAGAGGGCGGUAUGAAUGCUCUCAAGGAAGUCUGGUCCGCACACUUCACGACAUACUGGAGCGGUACUGUUGCCGUAUUUUUUAUGCUCUGGCUCUGCCUUUCGAGUUUCGGAGUUUUCCGCAAAAUGUCCUACGAGUUCUUUGUGGUGCAACAUAUUACGAGUGCGGCCUUGUUCUUUGGAUUCUCAUUCGUGCACUUUGAAAACCUUCUCAAUUCGCAUAUCUGGCUGUGGGCUACGCUGGGUAUCUGGCUGCUUUCAAUUGUUGUACGCUCUCUUAUGGUGCUCUUUUCCUCCAACUUUUUCUGUGGCCCUCGCGCCAAGGUACGUGUCUUGACGCAAGUGGGCAAAGAAGAGAGUCUGGAUCAAGAACGACCCGCAGAAUUUCUGCGUCUGAGCUUCGAGACCCCACUUCGAUGGCAUGCGGGCCAACAUGUAUUCGUUCGCUUUCCCGGAGUCUAUCCAUGGCAGGCGCAUCCUUUUACAUGCUUGUCAAUUCCUAGCGCCUCGCCUCAUCUACCCAACAAACUGGUCCUGUUUGCCCGUGUGCAAAAAGGAAUUACUAGGCAAUUGUACGAUAUGACAGCUGGACACGGUAAGGAGCAUACUGUAAAAGAACGUCAAGCUCCUAUACUUGAAAAGACCAGUGACAUGAGCCCUGAGUCUGGUUCUAAUUCUAGUAUGGAUGGUUCCGUGGACAAUUCGCCGACCAAACAUAUUUUCCAGGACAAGCCGCUUCCUUUUGACCAGGAUACACGGGAAAUCACGGCGUACUUGGACGGUCCGUACAGUCACAACUACAGCCUGGGCAUGUACGAACACGCAGUGCUUGUGGCCGGUGGUUCAGGCAUCACAUUCUGCCUUCCUCAGGUAUCGGAGUUGGUGCGGCGCUCUGUCCAGGGCGACCCGAUUAUUACAAAAACCGUACAUCUUAUUUGGACCAUUCGGUCCUAUGAUAUGAUUCGUUGGAUCAAGGAGGAAUUGCAGCAGCUUGAUGACCUUACGCACAGGUCUGAUGUAUCUGUUCAAAUGCACGUGUUUGCGUCUCGUGAAAUGGUUGCCUGGAACGAGGAGCCUAUGCAUGACUUUUUGAAUGUGCACCAUGGCCUGAGGGCAGACUUUGUCUCUGAGUUAGACCAGCAAGUGUCCCAGGCCAUGGAUGCACAAUCCAGGACCAUGUGCAUUUUGGCCUGCGCCCCGAAAGAUCUUGUCUGCACGGUUGGCAAUAAGGUUUCUUCUUUGAAUGCUCGCAUUGCUAUGGGUGGUUUGGGUACCCUACGCGAUGUACGGUUCGUACCAGAGCUCUUCUCUUUCUAA
Malassezia sympodialis ATCC 42132 is the source of this 1662-nucleotide messenger RNA. Its product is annotated as ferric reductase family protein. NCBI's taxonomy places the organism in Eukaryota, Fungi, Basidiomycota, Malasseziomycetes, Malasseziales, Malasseziaceae. Gene Ontology annotation, cellular component: plasma membrane. Gene Ontology annotation, molecular function: ferric-chelate reductase activity. The record is from RefSeq and is a predicted model, not a curated record. Gene Ontology annotation, biological process: iron ion transport; copper ion import; intracellular iron ion homeostasis.